CUCUAGUAUACAAAUUGGCGAAUUGUUGUGUGGUGUGAAAAUUCAUACUUAAGCAAAUAAAUUAUUAAAACUUGUGAAUAAGUUCCUACGUAUAGAGCACAAACGAGCUUAGCCCCGCCCCAAUAACAUAUCCACCGAAGUCACACACCGAACCAGCACAAAGGGUAGUUUUUCAUCUCGCGAGUGUGAGUCACUGGCCAGAUUUCCCCACCCAAAAACAACAAGACAGUCUUCUUGCCUCGCAACCACUUGCUAAGUGUUCAAGUGAUCUCACCAAAUUUCUUCAGCACCCAACCUCCAGCUAUAUAGUUUCGAAAUGGCCGCCGUAGAGAAUGCCGAGCCCCGCACGGAGCUCCAGGAGCUGCAAUUCAAGUCCGGCCAGGUGGCCGAUGAAUCCCUGGAGAGCACGCGUCGUAUGCUAGCGCUCAUGGACGAGAGCAAGGAGGCUGGAAUCCGCACGCUAGUGGCCUUGGAUGACCAGGGCGAGCAGCUGGACCGAAUUGAGGAGGGCAUGGACCGGAUCAACGCGGACAUGAGGGAGGCGGAGAAGAACUUGAGUGGCAUGGAGAAGUGCUGCGGUAUCUGUGUGCUGCCCUGGAAGAAGGUGAACAUCAAGGACGACGGCGAGAGCGCUUGGAAGGCCAAUGACGAUGGCAAAAUCGUGGCCAGCCAGCCGCAAAGGGUCAUCGAUGAGCGGGAACGCGGCGGAAUGGGUGCUCCGCCGCAGUCCGGCUAUGUGGCCAGGAUCACAAACGAUGCACGCGAGGACGAGAUGGACGAGAAUCUGGGACAGGUGAACUCCAUGCUGGGCAACCUGCGCAACAUGGCCCUGGACAUGGGCUCCGAGCUGGAGAACCAAAACAAGCAGGUGGACCGCAUCAAUGCCAAGGGCGAUGCCAACAACAUUCGCAUGGAUGGCGUUAACAAGCGCGCCAACAAUCUGCUCAAGAGUUAAAUAUGCACAACGGUCACGUCCCGAAUCAAUAGCGAAACACGAUAGUCAGACACCUCCAUUUCAAUAUUGUUACGGAAAGGAACCAAUGUUGUGGGCACAAACCGUAGCUGGUGUUAUUGCGUUAUUUAUACCAUAUAUUAUACACAUAUACAAGUAGUGGCAACUACUCCUGGCAAACGCGAGCGUAACAGACCCAUCUACUUAAAAGAACUUCGAGCCGUCGAGCCGAUGAACUAACUACUACUUUCUACAACUAUAUAUAUGCGAACCAACAUACUAACUACUUACUAUUACUACACUCGUGUACAAAUGGCAACCGAAAGGCGCCGGAAACAAUUUUAUUAUGAGAUUUACCGUAUGAUGUACUCUGUUUUUGGUACAAACUUUUUGAGCAUUUUACCAAACUUUGUGAAAUCAAAUCAAGCAACUGCUGCUGAGAUGGAUAAAUGUGAAUUGAUGUAUUUACAAUUCGUAGAACCACCGCAUCCCGCACGGGCACCAACAACCAAACAAAGACGGGUAGCCGGUAUAUGGUAGCCAAUUUUAUGUUCUCCAUUGUUAACCCUUUUUAAGUAGGCCAUAUAUCUGGGUAUUUUCGUAGGCCCAGUAGUCCAAGCACAGAUUCUAUUGAAUUAUUCUAGAUUUGCACUCGAACCUCUUGCUUCGUACGUAUGAAUACUUUAUCCCCAGUGAAUGUAACCGAUCGAGUUUCGUAGCUCUAGCUUAAGUACAUGAAAUUGUUGGUUGCAAUAUUCGCAAAUAAUUAAGAAACUACCUGUUUGUGCGCAAGAUAUUUCUCGUUAAUUAUUAAAUGUACCAUGGAACGAGUAUAGCCAAUUGAUUAGAUAACUUAUUUAUCGCUACUAUUGCCACUUUAGCUUACAUUCUUAGCUCUUAAUUGCAAGUAAUUAUAAAUAAAUUAAUUCACCACCAAAA
Molecule: messenger RNA, 1891 nt
Organism: Drosophila yakuba
Lineage: Eukaryota; Metazoa; Arthropoda; Insecta; Diptera; Drosophilidae
Gene: Snap24
Product: synaptosomal-associated protein 25
Exons: 1
Coding region: 317-955 (212 amino acids)
Biological process (GO): synaptic vesicle priming; exocytosis; synaptic vesicle fusion to presynaptic active zone membrane
Cellular component (GO): SNARE complex; plasma membrane
Molecular function (GO): syntaxin binding; SNAP receptor activity
Source: RefSeq, a predicted model, not a curated record